AUGCAUAUCUUGUUAGCCAUCUCCAUCGCGUCCUCGUACGUGUUCAGCAUCUACUUCAGGCAGCCUGCUGCCCUACGCGGCCAGCACAGGGACCAGCCUGCCGUGAUCCGUCACCGCAUCGCCCGUGUCACCAUGCUUUGCGCUGGAUGGGUGGUGGUGGUGCCAGCACUUCUUCACUACUGGGAUGGCCUGCGGUACUACGACGUGAUCCGCGAGCUAGGACUCGUUCCAGGCAUGGGAACUCGCACGUUGGCCCAGGACGUGGCCAAUAUCGCCAAAAGCGCCCUGUUGAUCUCCGUGUUGUACCUGGCAGUGAUCGUGGACUACCUCCGCCAGGGACCAUCGCUCGCUGGCGAUGUGCGCGACGGGUUCUUAACGCUCCACGGGUUCCGGGACCAUGUGUUCGCUCCGUUGUCCGAGGAGCUCAUCUACCGCAGCUUGAUUAUCACCGUGUUGGUGCACGGAGGCGUGAGUCGCCACACCCAGCUGCUCUUGUGGACGUCGUUGUUGUUUGGCAUUGCCCACGUCCACCACGGCGUGGUGUUGGUGCGCACCACCAAAUUGCCGGUGGGAAUGGUGGUGGCCAACGCCGGCUUCCAGACAGUAUACACCACCGUGUUUGGCAUGGUGGCCAUCCAGGUGUACCUCUGGUACGGCAGCGUGUGGUGUCCCGCGGUGGUGCACGCGGCGUGCAACCUCAUGGGGUUCCCAGCCAUCACGGUGGCGAGCCUGGCGCCCUGGCAGGCCCUGUACUACGUGCUCCUAUUGGCUGGCGUGGUCCUGUUUAGUCGUCUAAUUGGUUUGUUUUGA
This is a messenger RNA of Suhomyces tanzawaensis NRRL Y-17324, 810 nucleotides long. It is a transcript of the gene RCE1, whose product is annotated as CAAX prenyl protease. Gene Ontology annotation, biological process: CAAX-box protein processing. The coding region runs from base 1 to 810 and encodes 269 amino acids. Gene Ontology annotation, cellular component: endoplasmic reticulum membrane. Lineage: Eukaryota; Fungi; Ascomycota; Pichiomycetes; Serinales; Debaryomycetaceae. The record is from RefSeq and is a predicted model, not a curated record. Gene Ontology annotation, molecular function: metalloendopeptidase activity. The transcript has a single exon.